AACCCAACAUUAACAGACCGUAAAAAAAACACCAACAAUCCCUCUCUCUCUCUCCUCUCUCUCGUUCACACUCUCUCUCCCUCAUCGGGGCGCCAACCAUGGACGUUCGCCGGCGCCACCUCAACCCCCUCCCUCCCCCCACCGCCGGCGAACCCCUCCUCAAGCCCCACAAAUACCAACAAACCACCAACAACACCAAAGCCUCCGACGCUCUCCCCCUUCCCCUCUACCUCACCAACGGCGUCUUCUUCACCCUCUUCUUCUCCGUCGCCUACUUCCUCCUCCACCGCUGGCGCGAGAAGAUCCGCAACUCCAUGCCCCUCCACGUCGUCACCCUCUCCGAGCUCGCCGCCGUCGUCUCCCUCAUCGCCUCCGUCAUCUACCUCCUUGGCUUCUUCGGGAUCGACUUCGUCCAGUCGCUUUUUACUGGCCGGAACACUCAUGAUGGGUGGGAUGUGGAGGAUGAGAUCAACUCGGUGGACCGGUUUGUUAUCGAGGAGGACAGCUUGAAGAAGCCUUGUGGGGCCGGGAUCGACUGCUUGCCGGUUGUGGUGGCGCCGGCUAAGGCGGCGGUUCUGCUGGCGGAGCAGCCUGCGCUGGUUUUGGAGGCAGAGGACGAGGAAAUCAUCAAAUCAGUGGUGGCGGGCAAAACGCCGUCGUACUCGCUCGAAACAAAGCUAGGAGACUGCAGGAAAGCGGCGUUGGUACGCCGCGAGGCGCUACAGAGAAUCACCGGAAAAUCCCUGGGAGGCCUUCCCUUGGACGGGUUCGACUACGACUCGAUACUGGGCCAGUGCUGCGAGAUGCCGGUGGGGUACAUCCAGAUUCCGGUGGGGGUAGCGGGCCCGCUGUUGCUCGACGGGAGGGAGUACUCGGUGCCGAUGGCGACGACGGAGGGGUGUCUGGUGGCGAGCACGAACAGGGGGUGCAAGGCGAUUCACUUGUGCGGUGGGGCUACUAGCGUGUUGUUGAAGGAUGGGAUGACUAGGGCGCCGGUGGUGAGGUUUGGGACGGCGAAGAGGGCGGCGGAGUUGAAGUUCUUCUUGGAGGAUGAUAUGAAUUUUGACACUCUUUCUGUUGUUUUCAACAAGUCGAGCAGAUUUGCAAGGCUACAAGGGAUUCAAUGUGCAAUCGCGGGGAAGAAUCUGUACACCAGGUUUACCUGCAGUACCGGGGAUGCGAUGGGGAUGAAUAUGAUUUCCAAGGGUGUCCAGAACGUUCUUGAUUUCCUUCAGAAUGAUUUCCCUGACAUGGAUGUCAUCGGCAUCUCUGGAAACUUUUGCUCGGACAAGAAACCAGCAGCAGUGAACUGGAUAGAAGGGCGUGGGAAAUCUGUUGUUUGUGAGGCAAUCAUAAAGGAAGAGGUGGUGAGGAAAGUGUUGAAGACAGACGUGGCUGCUCUGGUGGAGCUCAACAUGCUCAAGAAUCUAACCGGGUCAGCCAUGGCGGGUGCUCUCGGCGGAUUCAAUGCCCAUGCCAGCAACAUCGUCUCGGCAGUGUAUAUAGCCACGGGUCAGGACCCGGCGCAGAAUGUGGAGAGCUCUCAUUGCAUUACUAUGAUGGAAGCUGUUAAUGAUGGCAAGGACCUUCACGUCUCUGUCACUAUGCCUUCUAUUGAGGUGGGAACAGUGGGAGGUGGGACUCAGCUAGCAUCCCAGUCAGCAUGUCUGAACCUACUUGGAGUCAAGGGUGCAAACAAGGAGUCUGCAGGGUCCAACUCAAGGCUGUUGGCCACCAUUGUGGCUGGCUCUGUUCUUGCUGGGGAGCUCUCUCUCAUGUCGGCCCUUGCAGCUGGACAGCUAGUCAAUAGUCACAUGAAAUACAACAGAUCUAGCAGAGAUGUGACCAAGAUGUCUUCCUAAAGAAGAGAGAAGAAACAAACAAACAAACCAAAAAAAAACUAGGGGACCAAAAAAAACCCCACGUACCCACUACUUUUUCUUUGUGUAAUUACCCAUUAAAAAGAUAGGGACCCCAAGAAAAAGCUAGAAAUAAUAAGUUCUCAGAUGACAGAGAGAGUGAGGGGAGAAAUAAAACAGAGAAGUCAUGUGGAGGAGGGAGAGAGAGGGAAAUUAAGAAAUGGAACAGAACAGAGCCAGAAGCUAAUACUCUCUGUUUUUGUUAAAGAAAGCAGAGCCCAUGUGGAGUAAAGCCUGGAAAUGUUGUAAUGAAACUCUGGAAGUGGAUUGGCACUGGCUGUAGUGAUGUACUAUUUGUUGUUGUUGUUGUUUUGGUUUUUUUAUUUUCAGUAUGUGAAAGAGGGCUCCCCACUUUACAUGAAUUGUGGCUAUUACUAUUAGCUUGUAAUUUAGGAAGAAAGUGUAUGGAUCCAGAAAUUGGAUUUAUAUUUCUUCAGAACUUCUCAAGUUGUAUAUGAAAAAUGGAGAGCCACCUUCUGAAA
This is a messenger RNA of Rhododendron vialii, 2401 nucleotides long. Its product is annotated as 3-hydroxy-3-methylglutaryl coenzyme A reductase 2-B-like. The transcript has 5 exons. Gene Ontology annotation, molecular function: hydroxymethylglutaryl-CoA reductase (NADPH) activity; protein binding. Gene Ontology annotation, biological process: isoprenoid biosynthetic process; sterol biosynthetic process; coenzyme A metabolic process. The record is from RefSeq and is a predicted model, not a curated record. Gene Ontology annotation, cellular component: peroxisomal membrane; endoplasmic reticulum membrane. The coding region runs from base 99 to 1862 and encodes 587 amino acids. NCBI's taxonomy places the organism in Eukaryota, Viridiplantae, Streptophyta, Magnoliopsida, Ericales, Ericaceae.